AUGAGUAGCGCGGCAAAGAAGAAGGCCGAGAUAGACGAGGCCGUGGGCGAUGCAGCAGUACUGCUCAAAAUCGCCAAGAAAGGCGGUGGGAUGACUGCGCACUCAGCUCUUCGAUUGGUGGGAGUGUCAACCAAAGAUAGACAAAACAAAGCUCUUCAAAAGCGCGUUCAUCGAGCAAGGGACAAGCUCCAUGAUCAACAAAAGAAACUAACAACUGAGUUUGAUCAAAUGGAGUUGGCGGAAGAAGAUCAUCCAUUUCCGAGCUCUCAAGAAAGUGUCAUUCCCAUUGUUCCAAGACUCCCCAAACAACUGAACAUGAGAAAGACUUCCAAACAGGCUGCUGCCCAACGCAAAGCCAAUGUCCAAGUCAAGGACCUGAAAGGCAAGCUGUUCAUGGAGGCGUGUGAGGCUGUCAAGGAAGAGAAUGAGAAAGAGCAAUGA
Molecule: messenger RNA, 441 nt
Organism: Seminavis robusta
Lineage: Eukaryota; Bacillariophyta; Bacillariophyceae; Naviculales; Naviculaceae
Source: the annotation of a GenBank genome assembly